GGUCAACAUCUGCGCAUGAAAGUCAACUUUGUGUCACGAAAGUCUUGUUUUUCAAAACUUUAACUUGGAGAUGAAAAAUAACGCCAAAUAUGAGGGAAUUUGAACUUCAAAGCUUGAAAUCACUUAGAUCUGUCCCUCUCGUUUGUAUAAAAAUCAUUAGCUCGUCAGGAAAAGCAAGUAAUCUAACAGUAAGUUUACGUGAUACAGUGAAGGCCGUGAAAGAUAAAGCACUAGGGGGAGAAUUUUCGAAGGAAUCUCCGUGCUAUAAACUCAUCCUCGCCAGAUCGAGUAGUGAACUGAUUGACCAGAAAACUCUAGAGGAAGAAAAUGUACAAGAUGAUGACGAAUUAGUACUCAUCAGAAAACGACCUCAUACUAGUGCUGAUAUCGCCGAAAAAGAAUGUAAAACAAGUUCUUACCAAGUGCCUGACCUAAAGGGGGUCAAGAAGCUGACUGCCAAGCUUGUCGCUGGUAAGAUAAAGGAGCCAUCACCCAGCUUGUCACCUCUCACUUUAGAUUUCAAUUCAGAACUCAGGAGAAUACUCAUCUCCUUGAUUGACUCUUCUAUACUUCUUCAAUCUGUGAAUGCUGCUGAUGAAACUGAUAGCUCAGGUCAAGAAGAGGACAAUCAGCCUAAUGUUGAUCCAACUGCACUCAAACAAUUAGUAGAUAUGGGAUUCAAAGACUCAAGAGCUAAAAAGGCUCUGAUAUUGAACAGAAUGUCUCCUAUGCUGGCUAUGGAAUGGCUUCUACAGCAUGAAAAUGAUGCUGACAUAGACGAGCCUCUGACAUUAGGGGCAAGAGCUGGGAAGAGUCGUAGGAAAAGGAAGGAGUUUGUUCCCAAUCCAAGGGCUGUAAACAACUUGAAAGAAAUGGGCUUUCAGGAAGAAGAAAUUCUUGCAGCACUCAAAGCAACUGGGAACAAUCAAGAAGCUGCUUGUGAUUGGUUGCUUGGUGACAGGCAGGGAGGAAUAGGUGAUAUCAAUGAAGGCUUGGACCAGUCUAGUCCAUUGUAUCAGGCCAUUAUGGAGAAUCCUUUAGUCCAGCUUAGUCUUAAUAAUGCUCGAAUUCUAGGAGCAUUUGAAGACAUGCUUGAAAAUCCGUCGACAAGUUCAUUCUACAUUAACGACCCAGAAACUGGGCCAGUCUUACUGCAAGUCUCACGGAUUGUGCAGGGAUUUGCUAGAUGAUACUGAACCAUAUUACUAAAACUGUAAAUAUUUCAUGUAUAACAGUAGUGCAGUCUCAUAACUCUUCUGAAAAGAGCGCUUAUUUGCUGAUCAUGUUAAUAUGGGCUUAGGAAUGAAGAAACCACGAUUGUGAGUUUCACGGGGGCUGCUCGACGAUGAAAGUGGAGCAACUACUCAAGUUACAAAGUUUUUGUAUCUGUUUUCAAUUGGUUUUUUUUAUGUUAAGUGUAAGGUAGCUAAUUUUUGGCGCACAGUGCCCGGAAACUGUGGAGAAUUCCAAAUCACGGGCGACAAAAUUGUGUACAACAGGCAGUUACUGUGAAUAGGUUUCGCUGGUAUAAGGUCCUAUAGUAACUGUAAUACAACAUUAAAUUUUCUACCACAUAGGUUUUAGUACUUUGCUGAUAUUUUUUAUUAAGUGUUGAGUUCUUGAGAUGUUCCAGAAUCCAUUUGAUUUAUAUCGCCUUCAUCACGAAGUACAUCUUACAGUAAUGACAGUGACCGCGUUUUGAGAUUCUAGGGAUCAGCAUUACCUUUGACUGCUCGCGCCCGCCGCUAUUCUCAAGCCAGCUGAGCAACCUGGCUACUAUCAGAUCUAAGUUGAAAAACUAGUUUGUAACAUUUCUUUCUGUGAUAUUCUUGCCGUUUGAACUUCAAAAUUGUCAAUAUCUCGAUCUUUCUUACUAUGUUACUGGAAACUUUGAGAAACGUGCCCCAGGUGGCUGAAUUUUUGGAGUACAUAUAUUCAUUUCAAUUUUUUUCAUUAUAGCGUGGAAUUUUCAGAGCAUUUAUCGUCAAUAUUCGAAGGGCUAGGUUACCUUGUUGAAUCUCAAAACGUGGUGAGCUGUAAUCAGUUUUAAUUUGUACUUGUCAAUGGCAGUGAUUAAAGAAGGAAAGGAAUUUAAGAUGUUAUUUGAUUUUUGGAGCACGUUUCUACUUUGAAAGGAAACUGAUAUUUUUUUGGCGACAGGAAUUUCUAGAGAACGUUGCCAUCAAUUUUUUUUUUUUUAAUUUUCCUUGGUAUAUAACUCACAAUUGAAUAGUGCUUUUCAUGCGCGUUGAUUGGCUUGUUCGGAGGUGAAUAGCGAAUACUAUUCACCUCCGAACAGCCAAUAAGACAAAAUCGCGCGUCAAGGGUUAAAUUUCUGACCAUUUUUCGGUAUAUUGAGAGAAAGAAACUACGUUUUUUGUACCUGUGUGGUAUGAACAAAAGCAAUUAUUCAACAUCAGCGUCGGUGAUAGUGGUGGAUAUUACCCCACUGCAUCUCAGCUCGGUUAAUAUCUACCACUAUUCACCUCCACUUUGGUGAACAAUUUUUAAUUAUGUGCUCCUUUCUAAAAACCGAUUUUGGGACAUUGUAUUGUCUAUUAAAAGUUACUAAGAGUUGUAACAGAGAAUGGUCUGGCUCCAAUCCUCUGAGGCAAAAAAAGAGUGCUCUAUGGCCUUUUUUGGUUUCCUUUUUUUUUUUGUUUUUUUGUUUUUUCAAUAUUUGCAAACCAAGGCAAUUGAUGUUGAAUAUUUUGUUCAAUAUACUAUUUAUAUUUUAUUUUGGUUGAGAUGUUAGACCAUUGGUAUCUGAUCAUAUAGGGUUUCACCCUAAAAUCAACCUUUAGCAGGUGUAACUAGUUAUAAUUUUGGAAUAAUUUCAAUUGAAUAUUUUUAGUAUUUUUUUAGGGAAAUUUUCAAAAGAACAAGAUCUCCAUGCUAUGGAUACUGUAGUGCUUAAGUGCGGAAAAUAAGCGAUAAAAAAAGGGCUCCUUGUACGUCACGAUAGGCAAAUCUAUCGCCAAGCCUAGAUAGAUUGUUAGACAGGAAGUGAAGUAAACAAGAUGGAAUUGAAUUGA
This is a messenger RNA of Pocillopora damicornis (cauliflower coral), 3035 nucleotides long. RefSeq names its product ubiquitin-associated domain-containing protein 1. The record is from RefSeq and is a predicted model, not a curated record. Lineage: Eukaryota; Metazoa; Cnidaria; Anthozoa; Scleractinia; Pocilloporidae. Gene Ontology annotation, cellular component: ubiquitin ligase complex. Gene Ontology annotation, molecular function: protein binding.